UACAAGCUGGCUCCCUCCGCUCUGGGAGUGUUUCGCAUUUAAACAAACACGGUCCUGCCGAAGAUGGCGGAGAGUUUGUAGAGGCGUAAAAGAAACUGCUCCACUCAAUGAAAGCGUCGAAGCCGGAGAUGUUAAGACAUUGAAGCGACACUAGACCCUGGAUGGAGCUUGACUGGGGCUUGUACUGGUCAAGGUGCUGAUAUGCGCUGAAGAUGAGUGGCAUAGGAGACAACUCGUUGGAGCCUCUGUGCUCUGACCGCAAACGUAAACUGUCCACCUGUGACACACCAGGCUUAGGGUGUGACAAGCGUCGGAGGGAACAGGAGAGCAAGUACAUUGAAGAGCUGGCUGAGCUCAUCUCUGCCAACCUCUCCAACAUUGACAGCUUCAACGUCAAGCCUGACAAAUGUGCCAUCCUCAAGGAGACUGUGAGACAGAUCAGACAAAUCAAAGAACAAGGAAAGAGCUCUUGCAGUGAUGAUGAUGUCCAGAAGGCGGAUGUGUCCUCCACUGGUCAAGGGGUCAUUGACAAGGACCAUCUGGGACCGCUGCUCCUACAGGCCUUGGAUGGCUUUUUGUUUGUGGUUAACCGAGAGGGCAGCAUUGUAUUUGUGUCAGACAACGUGACACAGUACUUACAGUACAAACAGGAGGAGCUGAUCAACACCAGCGUGUACAACAUCAUCCAUGAUGAGGACAGGGAAGAGUUUCACAAGAAUCUACCCAAGUCCAAUGCACCAAAUGGGGCAUCGUGGGGUGGCGAGGCACCCCGGCAGAAGAGCCACACCUUCAACUGUCGUAUGCUGGUGAACUUUGUUCAUGAAGAGAGGCCCGGGAGCCAGCGCUACGAGGCGAUGCAGUGUUUUGCACUCACUCAACCCCGAGCCAUGAUGGAGGAGGGAGAAGAUUUGCAGUCUUGUAUGAUUUGUGUGGCACGACGCAUCAUUGCAGUAGAGAGGACGGAGAGGUUUAGCACUCGACACGAACUGUCUGGUAAACUGAUUGAAAUUGAACAGCAGAGCUCUCCUCACACCACUAUGCGUCCAGGCUGGGAGGAUCUGGUGAGGCGCUGCAUGCAGAUGUUCCUCCAUCGAAGUGAGGGACAACCAUGGUCCUACAAACGCCACUAUCAAGAUGCUUUCCAUCAUGGCCACGCAGAGACCCCACUCUACCGCUUCUCUCUCUCUGAUGGCACCCCAGUCACAGCCCAGACCAGGAGUGACCUCUGCAGGAAUCCCAACACCAAUGAGCCGCACUCUUUCCUCUCAACACACUUGCUACAAAGGGAGCAGAAUGGUUAUCGUGGAAACCAGGGAGGAGGCAUGAGGCCACAAAACAUGGGUGUGAACAAUCCCAAUCAACAGAUGAACAUGGGUCCGGGAGGGGGCAUGGGCAUGAACAGGGGCUACAACAUGGCUGAACAGGGCAACAUGCCGCAAAGGGGAGUGCCUCCGUAUGCUGGAGGCAACCGCAUGAAUCCCAUGAACCAGAUGAAUCAAAUGAAUCCUAUGAAUCAGAUGAAUCCUAUGCAUCAGAUGAAUCAAAUUAAUCCCAUGCAUCAGAUGAACAACAUGGGUAACAACAUGGGUCAGAUGAAUCAGAUGAAUUCCAUGCAUCCAAUGAACUCCCCCAUGAGUUCCAUGAACCAGAUGGGGCCCAUGAAUCAGAUGGGCCACCACGGCAUGCAUCAGCAGCAGCACCAACAUCCGCAGAUGGGUCAGUUCCAUGGAGGUGGAGGCGGACCUGGAGGUGGAGGGUACGGGAUGGGAAUGACCAGUCCCCCCCAGGCCAGCCCAGGGAUUAAUGCUCCUCCACACAACGUCAUGGGUUCCCCCAGAGUCCGAGGAAGCCCUAAGAUGGGUGCCAGCCCCUUUUCACCCGGAGGUAUGAACUCUCCUAUGAGCUCCAAUCACCCAGGUAACUCUGGAGGUACCACCUUCUCCAGCAGCUCCUUGAAUGCUCUCCAAGCCAUUAGUGAGGGAGUGGGCAAUCCGAUGCCCUCUCCCCUCACCUCUCCUCCCCCCCACAAGCCUGACAGCUCUCCGAGCAUCAACUCGACCAACCAGGUAGCAGGGGGACCCUGUAAACUCCCACCCUACUCUGACUCCAAGAGCCCAGGUAGCUCACUGGGGGCUGGAGGAGAGCAGCAGUCUCAGCAGCACCCACACACCCCCACCAGUGAGGGCCUUUCUGACAAGCCAGACAGCCAGGCCAGCAGAGAGGUGGGUCCACCUGGGGGAGAAUCCAAUCGAAGGGUCUCUGACAGCAAGUGCCACAAGAAGCUUCUGCAGCUCCUCACCUCCCCUACAGAUGAGCUGGUGCCACCUAAUCACACUCCAAGCUCUGGGCCCAGCUCCACACCUGAGGCUAAAGACGGAACAGCCAGUGUCACCAGCCCCUCGUCUUCAACAGGAGUGUCCUCCUCUACAGGCGGGAAUCAUGGCGCUGUGUCCUCCUCUGGUGGUGCAGGACAUUUAACAAGUCAGUCACUGCAGGAGAAGCACAAGAUCCUUCACAAACUCCUGCAGAAUGGGAACACUCCUGACGAGGUGGCUCGCAUCACAGCUGAGGCCACUGGGAAGAGCAGCUUGGAAGGGGCACCAGAGCCUGGACCUGCAGCCACUGCAGGGGCUAGGGGAUCAGAAUCAAAGCAGGAGCAGCACAGCCCUAAGAAGGAGAAGCCCCGUGCCCUUCUUCACUACCUCCUCAAUAAGGACGACUCUAAAGAAGGUGGUGAUAUCAAGCCAAAACUGGAGGAGCUGGAGGGCAGAGGAGCUCAAGGUGCAGGGGUCACCAGCUCUGACCCUCACUGCAUGGAUAGGAAGGUCAAGUUGGAGCCAUGUGAUGAGACGGAGACCCUAGAGACCAUUCUGAGUGGCUCAAGAACCAACUCUGGCUUCUACCCUGAACCAGACUCCAGAGCAGGGAAGGAAGUGGGAAACAAACUAGCAAAUAUGCCUGACAGUUUACAUGAGGGGGAGAGAGGACCCAUGCCUCCUGCUCCACGUGGGUAUCAAAGAGCCUUGUCCAUGGAUGCCAAGCCCAUGGGUGGUGAGGGACCAGUAGGAGGAGGGCUGGCUGGGAGAAGGAAUGUCCCCUGUCCCACAUUGGUCAAACAGGAGAACAUGGAUGCUCCAAUCCGGACCGGGGGUGUUCCCAACGGCUUUCCAGGAGGCAUGGGUGUGUGUCCUCCAAGGGGCAAUCCAACAAGAGGUAUGGGCAGAGGAAUGGGAAUGCCGCAGCGCCCUCCCAUUUCAGGGCCAGGGGAAUGGGGGAUGCCAAGGUCCAGCGGCAGCCCUGUGGCCGGACCAGGACACCCUGGUAUGGGUCGCUCUGGUCCAAUGUCAGGACCGAUGAUGAACCGCUCCAACAGUGUACCCGGAAACACCAGGUCUAUGCUGCAGCAGCAACUCAUGGAUAUGGGUACCAAUGAAGCCAAUAUGGGUAUGAACCGGUUUGGUGGACAUGGGCCACCACCUCAGUCCCCGUCCUGGCCAGACUCUGCUAUGGGAAUGGAUAGACCUCAGAGGAACACAAACAGGGACCAGUUUGGACACCCCCUGGAAGAACUUCUGGCCAACACAGAGGGCCCAAGUGAUGAGCGGGCACUUCUUGACCAGCUGGACUCUCUGCUCAAUACCGCGGAUGUCAUUGCUCUACAAGAGAUAGACCGAGCCUUGGGCAUCCCUGAAAUAGUAGGCCAGACACAGGGACCAGAAGGCCACCAGCAGGGCCAAGAUCAGGGCCAGGGCCCGCCAUCAGAGCCUUUUCCAGGGCCGGACUCCUCCUUAGGCAUGGACCAAAAGCCCGUGUUUAACCAAGGCUACCCCGGGCCUCCAGGUCCACCGUCCAUGCAGCCUGGUUAUGGUGGCAACACGAUGCAAGGCCAGUCUCCGGGAGGUUUCAACCCCAUGAUGAAUCAAAUGGGCCAGACGGGCAGCUUCCCUGGCAUGGCGAACAUGGGCAACCCCCGCGCAAACAUGAUGCGACCUCGCAUGAUGACUGCCACCAAGCCUCUCCGACUACAGCUGCAGCAGAGACUGCAAGGACAGCAGUUUAUGAACCAGACUCGACAAGGCAUGAAGAUGGAACAUGCCCCAGGAGGAAAUCCUGCCAUGCAUCCAGGCAUGCAACCUGGCAUGCAGCCUGCAGGCAUGGGUGCUCAGCCUGGUUUCCUGAACGCCCAGAUGAUGGCUCAGCGCAGCAGGGAGAUGAUGACAAUCUCCCAGAUGAGGAGGCAGAGGAUGAUGAUGCUCAUGCAGCAGCAGCAGCAGCAACAGCAGCAGCAGCAGGGGCAGGGGGCAGCAGGAGGCUUCAGCCCUCCUCCAAAUGUCACAGCACCAGGAGGCAUGGACAGCCCCAUGGGAGGACCCCCUAUGAACCAGGCUGGACAGCAGGGCUUCAACUAUGGAGGUAAUUAUGGGAUGAACCAGCAGGGAGACCCAUCAUUCAUGGCUCCAGGGAGCAGCCCACCAGGGAACAUGAUUCAAGGACGAAUGGGAGGUCCUCCUCAGAACACCAUGAUGCCAGGGAUGCAGGGAAAUCCACAGGGAGGCUGGCCACAGGGUGGCAUGCCACGCAACAACUCAUACCCCCAGCAACAGUUCCCUCAGCAGGGCAACCAAGGCCAGUUUGGACCCAUGAUGAUGAACAACACCAUGGGUGGACCCGGGCCAGUCAGCGCGGCCGGUGCGGGACAGAUGGGCCAAAUGCCAGGACAAAGGCACGGCCAGAUGCAGGGCCAAAUGGGCAUGAACCCCAUGGGAAUGGGCAGAAUGCCAAUGGGACCUGAUCAGAAGUAUUGCUGAAGACCUGCAGCUGACAGCAGAAUCUGGAGCCGUUCAUCUGUGGCAGAGCGGUCUGAGCUGGACCUACACACACCUACACACACACACACACACACACACACACACACACACACACACACACACAUCAUAGGAGUUCUCCAGCCGAAAACGUGAUGCAGGAGACUUGACAAAACACACCGCUCAUCUCAGAGGAAGUGGGCUAUAAGGACAGACAUGCGCUGGGCUUCAUCCCCCAACCAAAGCCUCACAUACUGUAACUCUGUUAAGGUGAUGCACAAACACACAAUAUCAAUGUGUGCGUGCAUGUUUGUGUGUGUCCAUGCAAACGACCAGGAGCUGUCGGGCAGUAUUCAGUGUCACAGCCAGGCUGCAGAACGGGACUACGGUACAUCUGGCUGUGGCGGCACUUUACCUGGAGGCUUCUGUGCGGAAUAAAGAUCGAUGCAAUAUUUCUUUAUCAUUACAGCCUUACUAGAGAUUCAAUGCCUUCACAACGAUGGGUUUCUGUUUUCUUUCUUGUCCUUUGGUUGCGCCUCAUCCUUGAAGUCAUUGGAAGCUAUAAGCACACCGUUUACUAUGUUAUGCAGAUUGGAGCAAUAACUCUUGUCUCUAUGCUUUAGACUGUAACUGAGCAUCAUAACCCCUGUUAUAAGCAAACAAAUGGUACUGCAGUAUUAGAUGUCUCAAAUGUCCUCUGUGAAUAUGAAUUGUAAAUAUUCUACAAAAUAUAUCAAACAUGCUUUUUAAAGGCCCAUUAUUGCACAAAGUAUGAGACCUGGUUGUAUUUUUGUGUCCCAUAGGUCAAUACUGAUUAGGUUGAUUUGCUUUUUUUUAUGCCUUUGCAAAUAUUGCAGGUGUGUUUGGGUUUUCCUUCCUUGUUUGUCAUUUUCUGAAUGCUGUAUUUUUUAAUUUUCCAAAAAAAAACAACAAAAAAAUAACUCAUGUAUUCAUGUUUUUAGCGAGGCACUUUUACUUGUGACGAGUAUCUGAUGAGUUGAAGGUUUGAGCUUUCACACAGUCAGAGGUUUUAUUUUAUUGAAAGGUGGCAGGAGUGAAUUCUGUCAGGGGCAGCCAAGGACAUAAAAAUGAUUUUCUUGGUUUCUGUGUGAGGUGAGCUGUUUGGGUUUUGUCUGCAGUACAGUGAAGACGGGAACACACACUCCCCAGUUUACCAACACACCUUGUCCCUGCAAUGUUCCCUUCCUCCCACCAGCUCUGUCUGUCAAGUGUAUUUUUAUUCACCCCAUCUUCUUUUGACUGUUAUCUCCAACUCACUGAAUCUACCUUUUCAACAUGCGCAAUCCAAAGAUAUUUUUCCAUAUCUCUGUAUAGUUUCUGAGGUUUCUGGUGUACAUUUUUUAUGAUAUGUGUUAUAUUAGUCUGAUGGUAAAUGGGUACAUAUCAUGGAUCUGAAUAAGCAUAUGAUGGUUAUGUACUGUAAAGGGCAUGGGCCUCAGUUGUUUGACAGUGGGAAGCUAUCGGUGCAGUGUCAAGAGGACUGGAAACUCAACCCCACAGCAGAAAGUUUUUACAUCCAGAAAAAAAAACUAAGCAUGUUUUUGCUGUGAAAGAGAAAUACCAAUGGAAUGAAAUCCACUUUAAGACAUAUCAAUAUCUAUUUUUCAGGAAACAACUUCAUUUUAUGUCCAGAUUUUGUUACUUCAGGAAAAAGGAACUUUGUAGAGAUUGAAUGAAGUGCAAAAAGAGGCAAGAGAUCAUUUGGUUUGUUUAAUCUUUUCUUUGUUUGGAGGUAAGAUAAGCUGUUAUUUUACAGGAUGUAUAUUACAGAAUUUUUCUGUUGAUGUUGAUAUUGAUGUAAAUACAAAUUUCUAUUUAAACACC
This is a messenger RNA of Larimichthys crocea (large yellow croaker), 6650 nucleotides long. RefSeq names its product nuclear receptor coactivator 3. Gene Ontology annotation, molecular function: protein dimerization activity; nuclear receptor binding. NCBI's taxonomy places the organism in Eukaryota, Metazoa, Chordata, Actinopteri, Sciaenidae. The record is from RefSeq and is a predicted model, not a curated record. The coding region runs from base 213 to 4808 and encodes 1531 amino acids. Gene Ontology annotation, cellular component: nucleus. The transcript has 23 exons. Gene Ontology annotation, biological process: cellular response to hormone stimulus; positive regulation of transcription by RNA polymerase II.